AUGAAUGGUAUUGACAUAAAGGUAGACCGAUAUCAAACAAAAUUAAUUCAUUCGCAUUAUUUAUGAUUAGCAUUUUCAAAACAAAUUGGUUUAAGAGAUCUAAUGGUCGUAAGGAAAGUUUUUCAAUCGACUCGUAAAAUAAUCUGCUGAGAAUGCCUGUUUGUGUUUGUAAUACAUUGUGGACAUUGACAUGUAUUGUAGCAGUAAUUGUGUUUUAUCAUUUUACAACAAUAUUUGUUUGGACAGUAACAACUGGAUUAGUUGCGCUAAUCUUAUUUCUCGUAAUUAGUGAAGAUAACCAUGGUAACUAUUGUUUAAGAGCUGGAAUAUUUGGAUCAUUGGCUGCUGUUGUUUUUGUGGUUGUGGUACCCAUGUUGGCAAAGGGUUUACUAUAUGGAUACACUUUCACAACAUGUUACUUCAAUGAAUGUUGCGACGACAACUGGAUCUCUCCAAAUAUCAGUGGCCUUUCAUUCCAACUUAACAAAAAGUUGUACGGUCAACACCUAGUGAUUGGUCCUUUGGUGAAACAUCUAAGAGGUCAUGUUGAAGGGCAACAUCAAAAAGCAACAAUACUUUCUUUACAUGGUCUGCCUGGAACGGGGAAAAACUUCGUGAGUCGCAUGGUGGCACAAAACAUGUAUGUCAAGGGAAUGGAAAGUAAAUACGUUCAUCUCCUUUCAGCAACGAAAGAUUUUCCUCAUGAAAGUAUGCUAGAGGAAUACAAGGAGAAAUUGAAAUUGAAGAUAGAAACAGCUGGUAAAGAAUGUUCGAUGUCAGUCUUUAUCAUUGAUGAAAUGGAUAAAUUACUUCCUGGUUUGAUUGACACUAUCCGCCCUUACGUUGAUUACUACGACCACGUGGAAGGAACAUACUAUAAGAAACUCCUGUUUCUCUUCUUAAGUAACACGGGCGGAGACAGCCUUGCUAAACAUGCUGUACAAAAUAAUGCUCGUGGAUAUGACAGAAGAGAUUUGAGACUAAAGGAUAUGGAAGAAAUUGUACGGACGUCAUCGUUACAUGAACCGAAUGGUAUGGUGAACAGUAGCAUCGUCAAGAAUAGCCUUAUUACCGCUUAUAUCCCAUUCCUACCAUUGGAAAGGAAACAUGUUGAAAAAUGCAUUGUAGACGGACUAUUUGCAAGAGAAUUUUAUGCGCAUGAAUACCAAGUAGAUUAUGAAUUAGUGAAAACAAUUGCAGACGAAAUGUUGUACUUUCCUGAAUUCAAUAAGUUAUUUUCAACAACUGGUUGCAAACGUGUUAUGGAGAAAAUUGAUUUGAUUAUGUUGGAAGAGGCAUAAAAUUUGACAUUUUUAUGUGACUGUUUUGUUAGAUUUGACUUUCAUUUUGUUUAAACAUUAUAUUUUUUUAUUUCUCAGAAUAUAUAAAUUCUCUUGUAAUUCUGUUAAAAAAUUGCUUUCCAUGUAUCUUCUGUUUGUGUUUUAUUUUUUAUAUAUAAUUUUAUGUAUACAUGUAAAGAUGAGACUGAAAUAAAUAAACUUACAACAGGUGACAUGUUCAGUUACCAAGUAAUGGCCACCUGCAUUCAUCAUAAUUGUGUCUUUAUCUGUACAUAAAUGUUAUAAUUUGUUGUUGUUUUUUAUAUAAAAUGUCGAAAAGAAUUGGAAUUUUUUGUUAAAUGAUUCCUGUUUUGGUUAACAUUUUGAUCUUGAAGUUAUCUUAAGCUUUAUCUAUACAAUAAUGUUAUGUAAAACAUUUAGGUCCAGUACUU
Ruditapes philippinarum (Manila clam) is the source of this 1732-nucleotide messenger RNA. Its product is annotated as torsin-1A-like. The coding region runs from base 153 to 1301 and encodes 382 amino acids. Lineage: Eukaryota; Metazoa; Mollusca; Bivalvia; Venerida; Veneridae. The record is from RefSeq and is a predicted model, not a curated record. The transcript has 5 exons. Gene Ontology annotation, molecular function: ATP hydrolysis activity; ATP binding.